This is a messenger RNA of Pecten maximus, 1345 nucleotides long. Its product is annotated as low affinity immunoglobulin epsilon Fc receptor-like. The record is from RefSeq and is a predicted model, not a curated record. The transcript has 4 exons. Lineage: Eukaryota; Metazoa; Mollusca; Bivalvia; Pectinida; Pectinidae. Bases 124 to 960 code for a protein of 278 amino acids.
UGUGUUGAUAUACUGUACGUUUCAUUGCAUGUCAUCCGUGGACUACUCUGAUUGGAGAACAAGACAAUUAUUUUCAAUCCUAUCCAGUGCGCGGUGAUGAUUAAAACUGGAUAACACAGUUGUAUGAACGUUAUGUCUACUCUGUAUUGCAUUAUGAAUUACAGGUUCGUCUUUGUGUGGACUUUGAUCAUAAUAAGCAAAGGGUGUGUAUGGGGUAGUGAAUCACCUUUCUUCUUUCCCAACACUACUAUGGAUUGGAACAAAGCUAAGUUAUACUGUGAGUCACAACAAGGCCGAUUGGUUACCAUGGAUACACAGUCCAAGUAUGAGUAUGUCCGAGCAAUGAACAACAGGCACCACGGGAACAUCGUGUCCUCUCGGGAUUUAUGUAUUGGACUCUUUACAACAUCUAAAAACUGCACAAACUAUGUAUGGCUCAGUGGCAAACCGUUACAAUGGAGUAAGUGGGGACCCGGUGAACUUGAGCAAUGUAUACGACAACAAUGCGUCAAACUUCGAUUCGGUCUCUUCAAAACAGCGGCAUGCGUCGGUUACACACAUUUAGUCAUGUGUGAAUAUGUUUCAGAGAGCCCUUUGCCACUACCAACAACUUCGUUGAUGAUGACCACAACAGAAACCAGUACUGACACGCCUCUUCCCAAUGCCGAAGCCACCACUAACAAUAUAGCAUGCGGUUGUUGUACAAAAAGAAACAGAAAUAUCACACAAAUUAGUCGUGUCGACCUGCUAAAUACCAUCACACAGACCAAGGCGGAACUGUCUGUCAGAAUGAACACUAUCUCGACCUAUCGACGGAAGAGGAUCAGUGUCUAUGAGGCAAGGCCGUCCUGUAUGGCCAUGGGGGUUGUCGCCUUGAUCAUCAUAGCAGGCGUGAUUGGUGCGAUAGUGGUGCCGGAUCUGAUAAUACUUUGUGUGUUUUUGAAGAAUUUUAGCAAAUAAAUCAUCGGCUUUAUACUUGGAGCCAGAGUAAAAGUCAUGCGAUGGCUUUUCAUUGUCAGCCUUCAAUGUACAUUAACUUUUGCUUGUUCAUAGAACUUUUUUUUCAAACAUUCAUAUACAUGCAAGUUAAUAAAAAAAAAAAGCGGACUGCGCGUGAAUAUUAAGAUGCAUCAUUUCGUAACACAUAUUUUGAAUGCUUUGCAUGUAUUCUACUAAUUGCUGUUCAUAUAUAGGCGAUAAUUUGUAGUUUCUAGAGCUCGAUGGUCGGUGACCUUGCUUCGAACUGGCGAAGUUUCGAUAUUAAUUUUGAUGAAAUUCUGUGACUUCAGCCGGCGAGAUGACAUUCCAUGACAACUUCUUGCAAGAUAAUAUAUUUGGUUGGACU